Molecule: messenger RNA, 595 nt
Organism: Drosophila persimilis
Lineage: Eukaryota; Metazoa; Arthropoda; Insecta; Diptera; Drosophilidae
Exons: 2
Coding region: 33-362 (109 amino acids)
Source: RefSeq, a predicted model, not a curated record
UUACACAACAUGUCCGAAACUGCGGCCCGCAGAUGUUUUUGAUCAGCCGCAAGGGCGGAACUCUGCUGGCCAUCAACAACUUCCUCUAUCGCUCCAAUCUCAAGUUCUUUGGCAAGAACAACAACAUUCUCUACUGGGAGUGCGUACAAAAUCGUUCAGUUAAGUGCCGCAGCCGCUUGAAGACCGUGGGCGAUGAUCUCUUUGUAACGAACGAUAUCCACAAUCAUAUGGGCGACAAUAUGCGCAUUGAGGCUGCCAUGGUUUCUGGGAUGCUGAUCCACAAAAAACUUAGUUCCCUCACCUACGCUGACCGAACGCAGGGCUCGUGGAAGAUUGAAGACGAAGCCACACCCGACCAGUAACCAUGUCCAUGUCCGUUUUAGACAUUCCCUUAUCGUCCGACAUCAACUAGAAUUAAGUUAUUGUCUCCUCUAUGUUUCUUCUGAUUUAGACUGAGUGUACUAUUUAGGAGGAUAAGUAAGUACCUUUUGCAUGUGGUUGGAACCAACAGUGUUUUGUCCUCCCCUCCCCCCCAAAUAGUCUGGUCCUGGGUGUUGAGUAUUUAUUCCAGUAUAUGGCAGUGGUCGUCACAACC